Molecule: messenger RNA, 4218 nt
Organism: Nelumbo nucifera (sacred lotus)
Lineage: Eukaryota; Viridiplantae; Streptophyta; Magnoliopsida; Proteales; Nelumbonaceae
Product: glutamate receptor 2.7-like
Cellular component (GO): membrane
Molecular function (GO): ligand-gated monoatomic ion channel activity
Source: RefSeq, a predicted model, not a curated record
UUGACACAACUGAGUUGAAUGGUUUCAGAGCUCCAACAUGAAUAAGAACAAGAAGGACGCAAUCUACCUUCAUCUCCUGCUCCUUCUCUUUCUUCCUUUGAAGCUGUGUCUGUGUGCAGAAGAAUUUGAUGCUCAGAAUACGACGGCCACCAUUGACGUGGGAGUGAUUCUUGAUUUGGAUUCAUGGAGUGGAAAGGUGGGAUUAAGCUGCAUAAAGAUGGCUCUGUCGGACUUCUAUGCGACUCAUCAUAGUUAUACGACGAGGCUCAAGAUUCAUGUUAGGGACUCCAACAAUGAUGUAGUGGAAGCUGCAUCUGCAGCUAUAGACCUGUUGAAAAAUGUACAAGUGCGGGCCAUAUUAGGGCCACAAAGAUCGGGGCAAGCUGAUUUUGUAGCAAAUAUUGGAAACAAAACUCACGUACCAGUAAUCACUUUCUCUGCGACAAGCCCUUUUCUUUCCUCCACUGAAACUCCUUAUUUUGUUCGAAUCGCCCAGAACGACUCCAACCAAGUUCACCCUAUUUCAGCAAUUGUCCAAGCCUUUGGAUGGAAGGAAGUUGUGCCCAUUUAUGAAGACACAGAUUGUGGAAGAGGGUUUGUGCCAUUUCUGACUGAUUCCUUGCAAGAUAUCAAUGUAAGGGUCCCCUACCGGAGUGUCAUUUCUCCUUUGGCCACGGAUGAUCAGAUCCUCAAAGAACUCUACAAACUAAUGACCAUGCAAACCAGAGUUUAUGUAGUGCACAUGCCAUCUUCUCUCGCUUCUCGCGUUUUCUUGAAGGCGAAGGAAGCCGGAAUGAUGAGCAAAGGCUACAGUUGGAUCAUCACGUAUGAGCUUACAGACACUCUAUGUUCCCUUGAUCCAUCUGUGAUUGAUUCAAUGCAAGGAGUUUUGGGUGUGAAGCCUCAUGUUCCAAGAUCCAAGAAGCUCAACAACUUUGCAACAAGAUGGAGAAGGAAGUUCCGUCAAGAGAAUAUUCACAUGGAUAGAAUUGAAUUAGACGUUUUUGGAUUAUGGGCAUAUGAUAGCAUCUGGGCACUAGCCAAGUCAGCGGAGCAAGUUAGUGUUGUUCAUUCAGGAUUCAAGAACUUGGAACCUCCAGGAAAAAACUUAAGUGACCUAAAAUCUUUUAAUAUUGGAGUCUCCCAAGUGGGUUCAGAACUACUCAGAGCCCUCCAGAGGACUAGAUUUGAGGGAUUAAGUGGAGAAUACCACCUAAUUGAUGGGGAGCUGCCAUCUUCAACCUUUGAAAUAGUAAAUGUGAUAGGAAAAGGGGAGAGAGGGAUAGGAUUCUGGAGCCCAACUUAUGGGCUCUCUAAGGAGUUAUUGAAGCCAGGUGAUCAGAAGAACUACUCAACUUCCAAGGAUGGUCUUGGAGCUAUCAUAUGGCCAGGUGAGCAAUUGGAGGUGCCAAAGGGUUGGGAAAUGCCAACAAGUGGGAAGAAACUGAGAGUUGGAGUUCCUGUCAAAGACGGCUUCCUUGAUUUUGUAAAAGUGGAGAGGUCUUCUCCCACCAGCUCCCCCACAGUCACUGGUUUCUGCAUAGAUGUGUUCGAGAAAGUAAUGAUGUCAUUACCAUAUGCUGUCCCCUACGAGUAUGUUCCCUUCGAGUUGGCCAAUGGUACGGGCUCCUUGAGUUACAAUGAUCUAGUCAAUCAAGUAUAUCUUCAGAAUUUUGACGCUGUAGUCGGAGAUAUAACAAUUCUAGCAAACCGAUCAUUGCACGUAGACUUCACCUUGCCUUAUACAGAAUCGGGGGUGUCGAUGAUUGUGCCCAUCAAAGAUGAUGAGAGAAGAAAUGCAUGGAUUUUCUUGAAACCUCUUACAAUGGAUCUUUGGCUAACUACUGGAGCUUUUUUCAUCUUCACUGGCUUCGUUGUCUGGGUUCUUGAGCACGGUAUUAAUGUAGACUUCAGGGGUCCACCUCACAGACAAGUUGGGAUGAUCUUCUGGUUCUCCUUCUCAACGCUUGUAUUUGCACACAAAGAGAAGGUGCUGAGCAAUCUAUCGAGAUUUGUGAUGAUCAUAUGGGUGUUUGUUGUCCUUGUUCUGACAUCGAGUUACACAGCUAGCUUAACGUCCAUGUUAACAGUAGAACAACUGCAACCAACCAUUACAGACCUAAAGGAUAUCAUAAAGAAUGGAGAAUAUAUUGGCUAUCAGAAGGGUUCUUUCGUCGCAGGGCUCAUGGAGAGUUUGAAGGUYGACAGAUCGAAGCUUAAGUCCUAUAGCAGUGUUGAAGAGUUCCAUGAGGCUCUUUCCAGAGGGAGCCGGAACGGUGGCGUUUCUGCAAUCGUAGAUGAGAUCCCUUUUGUUAAGCUCUUUCUUGCUAAAUAUUGUAAGAAGUACACUGUGGUGGGACGGACCUACAAGAUUGCUGGCUAUGGAUUUGUCUUUCCAAAGGGUUCUCCAUUGGUACCUGAUGUCUCAACGGCAAUCUUGAACAUCACUGAGGGAGAAACAAUGUCAAAGAUUGAGCAAAAAUGGUUUGGACAACAAGAAGACUGUCCAGAGCAAGGAGCAACCACAGUAACUUCAAAUAGCCUCACUAUAGAUAGCUUCAGAGGCCUCUUCCUCGUUGCUGGGCUCUCUUCUUCUUCCGCCCUCUUCAUAUUCUUCUUUGUAUUCCUUCACGAGCAUAAAGAUAUACUAAAAUCCGAAGGCUCAGUGAAGCAAAUAGUAACCUCCAUGAUAAAACAAUUUGAUCAGAAGAAAGAGAUUUCUACUGAUACAUCCCACAAGGGGAAACCCCCAGAUUGUGGGCACACAAUAGACGUUAGAGACUGUGAUCAGGUUACACCUAAUAUGAGUACUUUGCAGAGUCCGGCAAUGACAAUUAUUUCCAGCUAUGGAGAUGGGAUCUUCACUGAAGAAGAAGAUUUCUCAUGUACUGAACCUAGCACCCCUAAUCAUCAUAGCUUUUUUCCUAAUAUAGAAGAGUGACAAUUUGAGGCUGAUCAGUGAUGCAGUUAAAUGUAUGUAUAUGCUUGUACCAUAUAUAAAGAUCAACACUAAAUAGAAAAGAAAUCCAAACUUCCAUAUGUAGCAGUACAAAUGUAAUCAGUUUGAUUUUGAGCCUAACUUAGACGAAUAAUGAAGCAUCGGUGGGCGUAACUCCGGCAGGCCGCAUAGUCUUUGCCGCCGGAGCAGGGGUGAGAGAAAGGGAGUGUUGGUUGAAAAGGUGUUUGAUAGGGGAAUUCGAAGCGGAGCAUUGUCAGGUGUCGAUGCUGGAACCGGAGUUGCGAGUGAUUUCUAAUCGUGCUGGAUUCGGAGUUAGAAGCUAUACGGGCAGCAGAGCGAGGCCCGUACCGAUUUGAAGGUAGAAAUCUGGGUUUGUUCCGUUGGUUGUUGGGCUUGGAGAGAGACUGCAGCAACAGAGGGUCCUGGAGGUGGAGGRUGAGAAUCUUCGGAUUACUGCUCCAUGCCUGGUGUCUCGAAGCUUUUAAGGAACUAGGAAACGCUGUCAGGGGUUUCGCCGGGGUCGCAAAGGAUAACCCCAACUGGAGGGACCUCGAGGCUGUAAAGCUUUUGAUUUGGGCGGAAGCACCGCACAAGGUUCCUAAGGAAUUGACAGUGGGGGUCUUUGGAGAGUUAUUUGUAGUGAGUUUCGUGGUGGAAGGCCCGAAAUCUCUAACCGCCAGAUCCCUUAGAGGCUUCCGAUGGGUGGCAGUGGAAGAAGGGGCGGAAGAAGCAGGGGUGUCAAGUUUGGGGGAUUCCAAGUCUGAUAGGGGAAGGGAGGAAAGAGGAAAUAACUUCGAUCCUUUUCAGGCGGGAGUAGGGACGAGGGGGAGAUUGCAUCGGUGCCAGAGAAGAAGACGCCGACGUUCGGUCUCUGGUGAAACGCGGCAGGACCCUUCGUUUGAGAGAGGCGGCAACUCGAUCCCGCUUCUCGCAGUGAAUUCUUAUGAUCACGUUCUUGUCCGAGGCUCUCACGUCAAUCUCCGGGAGCACAUCGUCAUCAUAGCAACAUCUGCCAAAGUUCUCAUACGAGGAACAGUUGUCAUCUUCGACCAACAUCUGAGUUCUUCUAACCAACACAACCGAAUUCCUAUGUUUUCUUCUCGGCCCGUUCUUUUAAUGUCCUCACUCGCUGUUGCAGUUGUUUCAAGUACUUGAUAGCGUCUCCAAGAACAGAAGCCUUAUUUUCUUAAAAAUAGAAAGCCUAGCUAGUCUCUGACAGAAUGAAUUAAUAAUAAUGUCUGGGAAUUAACCUUCUUGAA